This is a messenger RNA of Callithrix jacchus (white-tufted-ear marmoset), 5988 nucleotides long. RefSeq names its product carbohydrate sulfotransferase 5 (gene CHST5). Gene Ontology annotation, biological process: carbohydrate metabolic process; keratan sulfate proteoglycan biosynthetic process; N-acetylglucosamine metabolic process. Gene Ontology annotation, molecular function: N-acetylglucosamine 6-O-sulfotransferase activity. NCBI's taxonomy places the organism in Eukaryota, Metazoa, Chordata, Mammalia, Primates, Cebidae. Gene Ontology annotation, cellular component: Golgi membrane. The record is from RefSeq and is a predicted model, not a curated record.
CUCCUGCCCCACCCUCAGCCAGCGCCCCUCCCCCAAGGUGUGGCUCCUCUGUCAGGGGUGGGGAGAGGGAGUUAGGGGCAAACCUGCUCCAUCCUUCCCCUACCGCCCCGGCUCCCGCUGGCCACGCCUGAAAGCGCCACAUAGUGUGCGCUCCAGGCUAGCAGCACCAGGCAGCGCCAAGGGUUGUGGGCCGCAGUGCCAAGCUCCGAACGGGGCUCUGGGCUGGGUCUCUCCCUGUGGUAGCCCCAGGAUACCACCACCCUCCACAUCCCAUUCAGAUUCGCUCUGCCUCAAAUCUCCAGGAGCUUCCAGUGGCUUGGUCCCCUGACUCCCAUCCAUGCCUCUUAGAGCCGUUUUCCCAGCUCAAUGGUGUCCCGUCAUGGUCUUGGGACUUUAAGGAGCAAUUCAGCCCUGCGGACCCUCCCAGUGAAGAGAAGGAGCUGGCUAUGCGGUGGAACUUGGAAGAGACGAUGUCUGGGAGCCUUUGCUGAGCCCAGGGAGAGAGGCGUCCCACUCCCUGCCGUGGCAGGUCGGGCAGAGACACCAAGCUUUGGGACAGGGAUGGUCGAUUCUGCCUGCUCGGAACUUGGAAGGAUAACAUUCAGUCAUGAAGGUGAAAGUGCAUAUCACAGUGCCUGCUCGACUGGUUCUUCCUAACUGAAUCCUUGGCCAAUUGUCCACUGUGCUGCUCUUAUCAGAAAGCUCCCAGUGAGGAGCUGGUCUUCUGGAGACUCUGUGUGGCAUAGGGUGAUUCAACCACCUUUUUUUUUUUUUUUUUUGUGACAGAGUCUUGCUCUGUCACCAGGCUGGAGUGCAGUGGCGUGAUCUCAGUUCACUGCAACCUCCGCCUCCCAGUUCAAGCUAUUCCCCUGUCUCAGCGUCCCAAGUAGCUGGGACUACAGGCACGUGCCACCAUGCCCGGCUAAUUUUUUGUAUUUUUAGUAGAGACAGGGUUUCACCAUGUUGGCUAGGAUGGUCUAAAUCUCCUGACCUCAUGGUCCACCCGCCUCGGCCUCCCAAAGUGCUGGGAUUACAGGCGUGAGGCACCGCGCCUGGCCAACCACCUUCUUAAGAAGACCUCUGGCUUUCCUGGAACAAAGGCCCUCAGCUGCCAGCAUGCGGAUGCCUCGCUUCUCCAGCAAGACAGCGACCACGCUUCUCCUGGCACAGACCAUCUGCCUCCUGCUCUUUGUCGUCUACCAGCCAGGGCCCUCGUCCCCCGCAGAGACAGGCAGCAAGCGUGUACAUGUGCUGGUGCUGUCCUCAUGGCGCUCGGGUUCGUCCUUUGUGGGCCAGCUCUUCAGCCAGCACCCUGAUGUCUUCUACCUGAUGGAGCCCGCGUGGCACGUGUGGACCACCCUGUGGCGGGGCAGCGCCACAGCGCUGCACAUGGCCGUGCGCGACCUGGUGCGCUCUGUCUUUUUGUGCGACAUGGAUGUGUUUGAUGCCUACAUGCCACAGAAUCGAAACCUGUCCGCCUUUUUCAAGUGGGAGGUGAGCCGCGCGCUGUGCUCGCCACCAGCCUGCAGCGCCUUUCCCCGAGGUGCCAUCAGCAAAGAGAACGCAUGCAGGACUCUGUGCACACGGCAGCCCUUCAGCCUGGCCCAGGAGGCCUGCCGCUCCUACAGCCAUGUGGUGCUCAAGGAGGUGCGCUUCUUCAACCUGAAGGUGCUCUACCCGCUGCUCAGGGACCCCGUGCUCAACCUGCAUAUUGUGCACCUGGUGCGCGACCCGCGAGCGGUGCUGCGCUCCCGGGAGGCGGCGGCCCAGCUACUAGCACUUGACAGCGGCAUUGUGCUGGGCACACACGGCAAGUGGGUGGAGGCCGACCCUCACCUGCACCUGAUGCGGGAGGUGUGCCGCAGCCAUGUGCGUAUCGCCGAGGCCGCCACACUCAAGCCGCCACCCUUCCUGCGCGGCCGCUACCGCCUGGUGCGCUUCGAGGACCUGGCACGGGAGCCGCUGGCAGAGAUCCGGGCACUCUACGCCUUCACUGGCCUGAGCCUGACGCCACAGCUGGAGACCUGGAUCCGCAACAUCACCCACGGGUCAGGGAUCGGCAAGGCGUUUGAGGCUUUCCAGACUUCCUCUAGGAAUGCGCAAAACGUCUCCCAGGCCUGGCGCCACGCCCUGCCCUUCACCAAGAUCCGCCACGUGCAGAAGGUUUGCGCCAGUGCACUGCAGCUGCUGGGCUACCGGCCUGUGUACUCUGAGGAUGAGCAGCACGACCUCACCGUGGAUCUGGUGCUGCCACGAGGCCCAAAACACUUCAGCUGGGCGUCCUCUGACUCUGAGAACUCUGGACCCUAGAGCAGUCCCUGAAUUGCGGUCGCCAGGCCCAGGAGGCGACUGCACGGUGGAAAGGGAGCUGGGGCGCACAGGGAAGCAGGUCCCUACUGUUAACCGGGAGUCUGGGGUCCUCCCCUGAAAUAGGCAAGGACUGCACGUUUCUUUCUCUCCUGAUUCUGGUUUUCCAUUGAGUCCUCUGUAGCUGCCUUCUCAUCAGGUGCUCUCUUCAUGGAAAGCAACUCUUGCCUCUGCCUCUCUGGGAACAGGGAGUAAGUUCUGCUACAUUAAAUUAAAUAUGUUCCUGGCCAGGUAUGGUGGCUCACACCUGUAAUCCCAGCACUUUGAGAGGCUGAGGCAGGUGGAUCACAUGAGGUCAGCCUGGCCAACAUAGUGAAAUACCCUCUCUACUAAAAAUACAAAAAUUAGCGGGGCGUGGUAGCACACACCUGUAAUCCCAGCUACAUGGGAGACUGAGGUGGCAGAAUCACUUGAACCCAGGAGGUGGUGGUUGCAGUGAGCCAAGAUCUCACCACCACACUCCAGCCUGGGUGACAGAAUGAGACUCCAUUAAAAAGAAAAUUUACAUUUGCUCAAAAAUCCUGUAAUCUAAUGAACUGUAACCUCAUUUUUUUUCUCAUCAUUAUUUUUUUAUUGUGUGAUUCCAUUUAUUUAAAGCUGAAAAAAACAGAAAAACGAGUCUAUGGUGGUAGAGGUCAGAAUAGGAGAUAACUUUGGCCACGUGCAGUGGCUCAUGCCUGUAAUCCCAGCACUUUGGGUUGUUUGACCAGUUUGUGGAAACUCCUAAAAUGAGUGUACUUCUGUUUCUUGGCAUUGUCACCCUAUAGCCAUUACAUGAUAGUCUUCCUGGCCGGGCACAGUGGCUCAUGCCUGUAAUCCCAGCACUUUGGGUUGUUUAUUUGACCAGUUUGUGGAAACUCCUAAAAUGAGUGUACUUCUGUUUCUUGGCAUUGUCACCCUAUAGCCAUUAUAUGAUAGUCUUCCUGGCUGGGCACAGUGGCUCAUGCCUGUAAUCCCAGCACUUUGGGAGGCUGACGCAGGCAGAUCACUUGAGGUUAGGAGUUCGAGGGAGGCCAGUGCAGGUGGAUUGCCUGAGGUCAGGAGUUCGAGACACAGCCUGGCUAACAUGGUGAAACCCCGUCUCUAACUAAAAAUACAAAAAAUUAGGUGGGCACUGUGGCAUGUGCCCGUAAUCCUACCUACUCCAGAGGCUGAGGCAGGAGAAUCGCUUGAACCCAAGAGGCAGAGGUUGUAGUGAACCAAGAUCGUGCCAGUGCAUUCCAGCCAGGGUGACAGAGCAAGACUCUGUCUCAAAAAACAAAAAGGGGGAUACUUUGUAGGGAGGAUUUGACUGGGAUGUAGCCUCAUUUAAUAUGUAAACAAAAUACAACCCAAUGUGAGAUUAUAUUCUUGUAAGAAGAAUGGAGUCUCCUCCAAUCAUAGCAGCCAGCUUUCAGCCAGGGACAGACGUCACAGUGACCAUCUAGAUGUGUCCAAAUAAGACAAAGGCUGAGCUGUAACCAAUCAGGCUAUACCCAAUGCCACUUCCUUUUCUGUUUAUGAACACUGCUUGUCUGUGGUUGCUUGGUGGAGGUCUCUGAAACCUCUGUAAUGCAGAUCUCUCAUUGAAUGGAGUGAGUUUACAUCAAGCUGUUUUGUAGUGAACAGGGGCCCUUAAUCACCAUCAUCCCUGGAACAAAGACUUACCAGUUGUACUCAAAUGCUGUUGAGCUAUCUUUAUUGCAUGGACUUUGAGUUGUUUAUUUGACCAGUUUGUGGAAACUCCUAAAAUGAGUGCACUUCUGUUUCUUGGCAUUGUCACCUUAUAGCCAUUGUAUGAUAGUUUCCCUGGCUGGGCACAGUGACUCAUGCCUGUAAUCCCAGCACUUGGAGGCUGAGGCAGGCAGAUCACUUGAGGUUAGGUGUUCAAGACCAGCCUGGCCAACAUGGUGAAACCCUGUCUUUACUAAAAACACAAAAACUAGCCGGAUGUGGUGGUGCAUGCCUGUAAUCCCAGCUACUCAGGAGGUUGAGGCAGAAGAAUCACUUGAACCCAGGAGGUGGAGGUUGCAGUGAGCUGAGAUCUCACCACUGCACUCCAGCCUGGGUGACAGAGCCAGACUUCAUCUUAAAUAGUAAUAAUAAUAGGCCAAGCGUGGUGGCUGAAGCGUGUGAUCCCAACACUUUGGGAGGCCGUGGCAGGUGGAUCACUUGAGGUCAGGAAUUCAAGACCAGCCUAGCCAAAGUGGUGAAACCCUGUCUCUUCUAAAAUACAAAAGUUAGCCAGGCAUGGUGGCAGGCUUCUGUAAUCCCAGCUACACAGGAGGCUGAGGCAGGAGAAUGGCUUGAACCCGGUAAGCGGAGGUUGGGAGGUUGCAGUGAACUGAGAUCACACCACUGCACUCUAGCCUGGGCAACAGAGCAAGACUCCCAUUCAAAAAAAGUUUUUUUAAUAGUAAUAAUAAUAAUAGUCUCUGCUUCGUUGUUUCCCCUGGGAAGUCUUACAUGCUCCCUAUGCAGCCAUUCUUUAUACAUCAACUGGUCUAUUAGAAUAACAAAAACAUGGCCCUGGGCAGUGGCUCAUGCCUGUAAUCCCAGCACUUUAGGAGGCUAAGGCAGACGAAUCACAAGUCCAAGAGUUCAAGACCAGCCUGACCAACAUGGCAAAACCCAGUCUCUACUAAAAAUACAAAAAUUAGCCUGGUGUGGUGGUGCAUUCCUAUAAUCCCAGCUACUCAGGAGGCUGAGGCAGGAGAAUCGCUUGAACCAGGAGGUGGAGGUUGCAGUGAGCUGAGAUCUCACCACGGCACCCCAGCCUGCCUGACAGAGUGAGACUCUGUCUCAAAAAAAAAAAAAAGAACUAAAAUAUUAAGAAAGCAUAAAGAGGCCGGGUGCAGUGGCUCAUGCCUGUAAUCCCAGUACUUUGGGAAGCCAAGGUGGGAGGAUCACUGAGGUUGGGAGUUCAAGUCCAGCCUGAUCAAUAUGACAAAAUCCUGUCUCUACUAAAAAUACAAAAUUAGCUGGGCAUGGUGGCACAUUCCUGUAAUCCCAGCUACUCAGGUGGCUGAGGCAGGAGAAUCGCUUGAAUCCACAAGGCAGCGGUUGUGGUGAGCCGAGAUCAUGCCAUUGCACUCCUGCCUCAAAAAGAAAAAGAAAACAUAAAGAAUCAUCCAGCUAAGAUGAAAUUGUGAAUUGUGAAUUGUGAAUUGUGAACUCAAUACUGAAACAAAACAAGUCCAGUACGAUGGUGACAGAAAAUGAGGUCAGGGCCCAAGGCUUUGGUCAGCCUCUCAGUUUUGAGAGGCUGACCAAAAAGCAGAGAUGUUUAAAUUCAAUUAAAUUUUGGCCCAAAGCUGCUGCCAAUACCUGUUGAACUGCAACCUAACUUAGUAUUUACAUAAACCGCCUCCCAACUGAGACUAUAUUCUUGCAUCAAACAGCUGAGUCUCAGCAAGUCACAACAGCUGUGCUUUAACCAGUCGCAGGCUGCCAGCUGAUCAGACUUGUGUCCAGAUAAGGCAAAUGCUGAGCUGUGCCCCAUCAGACCGUUUCUGUGUGUUACUUCAAUACAUUUGGCCUGCCCAUGUUGCUGGGUGGAGCACUCCGAACCUUAACUGGUUCAGGAUGCUGCCUGAUUCAUAUAUUUUCUUUGCUCAAAUAAAGUCUGCUUAAUUUAAUUCA